UACAGGUCAGUUCCUCAAAGUAAAUAGCACAACGAAUUGGCAUUGUAAGGGAAAUUUAAACCACUUUCCUGCAUCACCUAGAUUUUGUUGCUCCUCCACUUUCAGGGUGAGCACCCUGUCAGUCUCACCUUAGCCCAUUCAUUUCUAAAAGGCCGCUUGGUUGAUAAGCUUUCACUGGGGAGUAAUUGCUAAUUCUCAUUGGUGUGUUUUGCAGCCCAGUGUUGUGGUGAAUACAGGGAAAGAGAACAGGAAACCUUUCAAAAGACAGAAGUUCUCCAUCACUUACCUACAAGCCAUUUCCUUUGUCGACAUAAAUUUCACGUGUCAAAUGAUUCUUUAAGUUUUCAACUAAAGGCUUACUCAAUACACAUCAAGUUUUCUCUGCCCCAAGGGAAGUGACUUAUUUGUUUAUUCGUAUAGAAAUGUUUCACAAUAGUAUAGAAGUGGAAAUAAGGAAAAUCUGUGUAAAAAGCAUGUAAGGUAGAAAUCACAGAGUGUACCCUUCAACCUGUCAGGUUGCCACAGCUGCUUUGGGAGUCACCACAGUGGCUUAGCACACAGCACAGGGUGCCACGAGGAGCUGGCAUCCUGGGAGCUCCCACCAGCCCCACACUGCAGCUGGGGAACCACUGAGAGCCAAGCUGAAGGACUGCCUGAAGCAGUUCUCUGACUCCCAUGACCAGCUGAAGAAAUGCAGACACAGGAAUGCAGUAAUGACGUCAGUAAUGACCCAUAAAGUCCUGCCAGAAGGGAAUAAAUGAAACACACCUGGCAUGGAAACAGGACUGUCAUGCACAGGUGCAGCAGUGGCUGUGCAGCAGGAUGGGAUGGAAACAUCCAGGUACAGUCCAACACUGAAUGGUUUGGUAACAGCAGGCUGGGGCCGUGCCUGCACACAGCUCUGCUUUUGUCCCCCGAGUUGCUCGUGACCAUUCUCCACUAGACGAAGGCAGAGCUGGACUUCAUGACAGAGGUCUGUCUGCAGCACAGCCUCAAAAAGCGGUGCUCACAGCAUGUGGCCUCUGAUAGCAGGCAGCAGCUGGGGCCUGAGGUGGGUGUUUGUUGUCUUGCCUUUUCUUUGGUUGGGUUUUGCAUGUUGGGUUUGUGUUGCUAGGGCUUUCACAAUUUGCACACAAACAAAAAAAGACUAAUGUGCACAUAUACAUCAUAGAUCAGCCAAAACCUGGAGCUGAUCCUUCCUCAGGUUGUGUUAGUUUGUACUCCUGCAGAAGGAAUGCAUUCAUUACGAAACCCUUCUAUAAUGUGACAUUUCCUACGGCAGAAGUACCUUUAAUUAAACCAGCAGCACUUUGCUGUGUAGAUGCAAAACCAUGGAAGCCUUUUGUUGAACUCCUGUGUACAUCUCUCCAGCACCAUGAAGCCUCAUGCAUCACACUGGGAUAUUUGGGAUUAAUAUCACACAUGAAAUACAUUGGAAACAGCCGAAUAAAUAAAAUCCUACAUGUUCUUAAUUGUCCACUUUGAAAUGGCACAGUGAAAAAUUAUCAGCUCUUCGUUUUUUUAUGAUACGUAAAACCCGCGGCUUUGUUUCUAUACACGCUGAACGCCGCCUCGCCCGCACCUCCGCGGUAGCGGCGCAGCUCCGGUCCGCUCCCAUCGCCGCGGAGCGGAACUUCCCGAGCGGCCUCGUCCAUUUCCGCCGCCGUGUCGCAGGGGGGCGCUGCCGCCUCGCCCAGCCGGCGUAGCGCGCAGGCGCGGUGUGGCGCCGCCGCUGGUCUCGCGAGAACCGAGCGCUCGCUAAGAUGGCGGCCCUGUGCGAGGCCUUCACGCUGUGCGGUUUGGGGCCCACCGGCGGCGUCGGCCUCGGUAGCGGCCUUCUGGCGCUGGAGCCGGGCGCUGAUCCCGACCACGUCCUGCUCACCGACCGCGGCAGGACGGCUACGCUUUUUAAGGUCUCAGAUCAGAAGCCACUGGGCUGUUGGUCAGUUAAACAUGGGCAGAUUAUCACGUGUCCAGUUGUAUGCAACUUUGAAACUCAUGAAUAUAUAGCUGUUCAUGAUAACAAGGUUUUACGAAUAUGGAAGGAUAAAGAUGUUAACCUAGACAAAGUAUUUAAAGCAACACUUUCAGCUGAGGUGUACAGAAUACAUUCACUGCCCCAUGCGGAGCCAUUGGUGUUAUUUAGAGGAGGGGGUGUUCGAACUUUAGAUGUUCUUUUGGAAGCUCCACAACAAGAAAUUGAAAAUGUUAUCUCAGAUGAAGUUAUCAAAUGGAGUGAAGCAUUUCUGGAAGGUCAACAACCUGUCUUAAUUUUCGUUACAGAGAAAGAUGGGGAUUUUUUUGUCUACAUACAGAAACUUAAGAUGAGGAGUCUGUGCAAAUAUAAGCUUGAACAACAGGAAUUAUCUAAUCCACUGUGUUUCACAGCAUAUAUAAAAAAGCAAAUUAUCACACUUCUAUGUUUAUACUCCAGUAACUCUGUAUAUAAAGUUCUGAUACCUCUACAGCAAAAUAGUGAAGAGGAAGAGCAAACUCUAUCCAAAUCACUACUACUAAACCUUUCAAUAUCUGGAAGUGUUCUAAAAGGAACUUCUUUUGUUGUUCUUGAUAAAGACCAUGUUGCAGUACUAGGAAGUCUAGCAGCAUCUGGUGAAGAAUCCAAAGAGUGCCUAACAAUAUGGAAUACAAAAUUUCAAACGUUACAAGCUUCAAAGGAACUGCCCCUGGGUACCAGUGGACAAUUGUGGUGUUAUGGGGAAAAAUUUUUCUUCACUCAUGGAAAAGUGCUAACAGUAGUUAUAUACAAGUGUGAAACUUCAUCCUUGGCAGCUGCUGUGGGGAAGCUGAAGGACAGUCAGACCUCUGAUCUUUCUUCAUUUGUAAACUGGAAUACUCUUGGAGAUGAAGAGCUGUUGGUUUCCUGUCAGUCACAGCAGUCUGUAGCUCUAAAGUCUGAAUCCAAAAUGAUGUUAAGAUCAAAAAAGAGCGCAGUUGAGGACAUACAGCCAGAUGCCUCCACAAUUGGGCAGUUCUUACUAAGUAUAAAAGAUGCUUCCACAGCUGCAGUUGAAGAUGAAUUGAGACAAUUGUUGUCAAAAGCACAGAGACCAGAUUUUCAGGCUGCCAUUGGAUGUGUAAUAAGCGCUCUAAUAAACAGGUGUAAAGCAGAUCCAAUGUUCUACCCUCGAAACUUCCUGGUACAGAUGAUCCAAAAACGAGAGUUAUCCUACAGUUUGUGUCCAGACUUAAUGGCUGUUGCUUUAGAGAAAAAAGAUGUACAUCUCUUACAAAUCUGCUUACAACGGUUUCCAGAUAUUCCUGAAGAAAUUACUUACGCUUGCUUGAAAGUAUUUUUAAGCAUUAGUGAUGAUUAUCUGGAAAGAACAGACGUGGAUCUAGAAUCUGUAAUCUCUUACAUUGAUAUUGAACCAAACAAUAAAGAAGUUAAGACUGAAGUUGUAGAAAAUGGUUUCAGUACUGAACUGGAAGAAGAUGGCUGUGAUGUUACAGGCAUGAAGGAAACCCAUAUGAUGGACAGUGUUGAAUUCUGCCCUGUUGGACCUCAAAAGGCAGCAUUAUUAAAUGCUGUUCUUCAUUCAGCUUAUAGUGAAACAUUUCUUUUGCCUCAUCUGAAAGACCUUCCAGCUCAGCAAGCUGUUCUGUUUCUCAGGUAUUUACACUACCUGUAUGUGAAAUGCAGUGAAAAAAUAAAUACAACUCUUCCCGGAGUACUCUCUCCAACUAUAAGUCAGAUUAUGGAUUGGAUGUGCCUAUUACUUGAUGCUCACUUCACAGUUAUGGUGAUGCUACCAGAAGCAAAAAGAUUGCUUUCAAGCAUGCAUAAGUUUGUGAGAGCCCAAGUACGAUUCUACUCUGAACUUAACAAAAUCGAAGGAAGUUUGCAAGAACUGCAAAGAAUUAAAUGCCAGAAAGACUCUCAGGCAUAUUCUAUUGAAGUGCUGGAACUUAUUUGAAUACGAAAUGAAUUAUUAACAAACUUGUUAUUAAUUCCUUUUAUGACAAGGAUGUAUUAGCACUCCAUAUUGGGGAUGUGAAAAGUUGAGUUUUCUGCACAGGGAGAAUGCAGUUACUCAGUAUCUACGUGGGGGGUUGUGCAUUAAAAGCUCUUUUCUGACUGGA
This is a messenger RNA of Phasianus colchicus (ring-necked pheasant), 4101 nucleotides long. It is a transcript of the gene NOL11, whose product is annotated as nucleolar protein 11. Gene Ontology annotation, molecular function: protein binding; RNA binding. Gene Ontology annotation, biological process: maturation of SSU-rRNA. Gene Ontology annotation, cellular component: nucleolus; nucleus. The record is from RefSeq and is a predicted model, not a curated record. NCBI's taxonomy places the organism in Eukaryota, Metazoa, Chordata, Aves, Galliformes, Phasianidae.